AUUCGCGGGCGCCAGGGAGCGUCUGGCUUCAGGCCGAUCUAGCUGCCCUCCUGUUCGGAAAGAAGGACGUGGUUAUUGGGGAUUAUGGCUCCUGCUGCUGUCGUCUCUGCUGGGCAACCUCCUGAGAUCCAGUUUGCUCAGAGGUUGGCCUCGAACGAGAAACGGGUUCGGGAUCGGGCGCUGAAAAAGCUACGUGGCUACAUCACUCUCAGGUCCCAGAGUCUGGAGGGUUGCUUCAGUCAAGAAGAAUUGUUAAAAAUAUGGAAAGGAUUAUUUUACUGUAUGUGGAUGCAGGAUAAACCUCUCUUGCAGGAGGAGUUGUCAAAUAAUAUAUCACAACUAAUCCAUUUAAUCAAGAAUAUGGAUACUCGACACUUGUUCAUUCAGACUUUCUGGCAAACUGUGAAUCGUGAAUGGAAUGGAUUAGACCGAUUGCGUCUAGAUAAAUUUUACAUGUUGAUCCGCAUGAUGCUGAGACAGUCCUUUGAAGUUCUGAAAAGAAAUGAAUGGAAUGAAAGUUUAAUUGAACGAUUCCUGAACAUGUUAAUAAUGGAAGUUAUGCAUCCAGACAGCCAUGCUCCCAUUGGAAUUAAAUUGCAUUUCAUUGAUAUCUAUCUGGAAGAACUGGCUAAUGUUGGAGCCAAAGAGCUCACAGCAGGCCAGAACAUUAAGUUUAUUGAACCAUUCUGCAAAAUCAUUGCUAGGACCAAGGAUCAUCUUAUGCUGCAAGCCAUAAUCUGUGGCAUCUUUGAAACCAUUGUGGAUCAGUCCCCAUUUGCCAUAGAAGAUUUAAUGAAAGAACUAGAAACUGGCAGUGAUGUUGACAGUUCCUCAGAAGAUGAAAAAUGGAGUGACAGAGAAGAUAGAGAAAUGGCCAGAGGCAGGGGCUUGUCAAACAAACAGCCUCCAAAUUCAGAGGCACAUGGUAAUAUUUCAGAAGAUAUAGAUGCUAACAUUGGACCAGUUCUUCAGUUUGAUUAUGCAGCAAUUGCCAGCACAAUCUUUGAGUUGAGCAGCAGAAAAAACACACCUGCUUUUAACAGAAAGCGCCUCUACAAAUUGGUUAAAAAAUUUCAAGAUCUUGCAGAAGGGAGUUUCCCUCAAGAUGAUUUCCCUGAAGAUGUCUCCACAGAUGAGGAUGAUGAUACCUUCAGCAGGAGGAAAUUGAAAAGAAAAUCUGGCAAACCCUUAGAUAAAGCUCAGUUGGGAAAAAAAGACAACAAUCAAACUCAAAAGAAUGAUACUGAGGAAGAAGAAGCCAACACAGGGCUACAAAAAAAGAGGAAGAAGAGAAAGAGAAAAUCCAGUCAGAAAGCUGGUACUUGUAUGCCCUCUAGAAAUAAUGAGAAUAGACCAGUCAGUGUUGAAUCCAAGACACCUGAUCCAGCCAACGAAUCCUCAGAUAUCAGGAAACGGCAGAAGUCUUCAAGUACACAGAACAAUGAAGUUGCUUCGGUGAUUCCCAUUGAAGGACUUGGUGAUGAUUCUUCCUUGAAGUCACUGACAUGUUUAGCCACUGGCAUAAAGAAGCCUUCUGCACACAAAAAUGAGAGCCUGCCAAAAGUUCCUAUAAAAAUUGUGUGUCAGAAUGGGCAGAAUUAUGACAGUGAAGAGGACCCUAAUUAUUAUACUACAGGAGGCCACACUGGUAAAAUUAUGAAGAGACAGCAGAAAUCAAAGUCAGGAAUCACUGGGAAGCUUUUGUCUGAAGAGAGUGUUAAUCUGCCAGAGAAAAAAUGCCUUGUAGAGUCAGAACCUAUUGUGCUCCAGAAAGUCAAGUUGAAGAGAAAAAAAAUGUUGGGGAAUUUGGGGAGGAUUAUAUGCUCCAAACAGAAAGCAAUUGGCUUGAAAAUGCAAAGGAAAAGCAAGAAAGCCCCAAAUUCCACAGAAAGAAAUGAACUUGAAAACAAGAAGAGGAAGAAUGAAGAAACUGGUGGUAUUGCUCUUCCAAUAAAGAAAACAAAGGCAAAGGUGGAGAAUGAUUUUGUGAAGUUUGAAAAGACAAGUUUACCAAAGCCAGCAUUCUUUAGAAAAGCUAAAAGAAGCAUUACCGCCAUGCCGUUAAGCAAGCUACAAUCUUCCAGCUCCAAAAAGGUUACCUUUGGAUUGAAUAAGAAUAUGACCGCUGAAUUUAAGAAGACAGACAAAAGUAUCUUAGUCAGUCCAGAGGGAGUCUCCCGGGUAGCUUUCAAUCCUAAACAAAAACCACCGCAUGGGGUCCUGAAGUCUUCCUCUAGCUCUUUGAUGGAAAUUCCUCAAAUAAAGAAGUCUCUUAUAACUCCAGCUAAGAAGAGACCAACUGCUAUGGAUUUCUUCUAAGCCCAAUAAAAUGGAAGAGAAUUUCGGAAGUGUUCUGAUCAUUUCAACAUCCAGCUAUUCUUGGUAUAAGUUUCAGAAUCUUACUUUCCCAGCUAAUAUGAUACUAUACAUACGGUUUAAAUUUUGUGGCCUCUGGUUCUUCAAAAAGCACCUCUUUGGCUGCAGAUUAGAACUGCUUUGUAUAUGUAGUUAGCAAGAUAGAGAGAUAGAGAGAUGAGAUGAGAUGAGAUGAGAUGAGAUGAGAUGAGAUGAGAUGAGAUGAGAUGAGAUGAGAUGAUAUAUAUAUGGACUGACCUCAGGUUUGAAAAUAAGUUUUUCUAAAAACAAGUUUUCUGAUGAAUAUUUUUAUAAAGCUUUAUUUGAAGCUGCUUUUUGAUGUACUCUUUAUUAUUUUAAUCUUAAAUGGGCUCUGUUGUUUUCUACCCUGUUUCAUUUUUCCCCCUCACGCCUUCCAUCUUUCUAACACUUUGGGUUAAAAUAACAAUAUUUAUUGAAAACACGUUUUUUAAAGGAAAAAAUCUUACAGUAUACAUUAAAACUACUACUAUUCAAACACAUGGUGCACUUUGCAUAUAGUGCUUAAGCAUGUGUGGUAAUAUUCUUAGCAAUUUGAGAAUUACUCCUUUGUUCAUAAAAUGUGUGUGUUCUAAUCUGAUGACCCUCAGAUAUGUUGUGACUAAAAUUCCAAGCCAGCAUGAUCCAUAAACUUAUCUGGAAUUUCGGGGAAUCUAUAUUUUCCCCUAAUAAAAAAUGCAUGUUUAUGCCGUUUGCUUUCACAAACAUAUUCAAUCAAGGCAUUGUUCUUCCUCUAUUAAAGUGAACUACAUUAUAUUAUAACUUUUGCAGAAGCCUCUGUGCCUUUUGAUUACAGGGUAAGGAUGGCUAAUAAGGCUAUGUGAAUUAAAAGGGGGAUGGGGGUGGGAUUCAGUGUAGCUAAAGUCCUGCUGAUGCCAGCAGGAUGCAAAUUGUAUUUUGCUGGGAAUCUUUCUCCCAUCUUCAGAGUUCCUGUCUUAUCAAUUUGCAAUACAUGGAAACAAAUAGUUUUACUGAUUAGAUUCACCGUAAUUUGGGAUCAAACUGGGGAAUAGAAAGGUUUGAAUUCUCACUGUUAGAACCAUGCCACCAAUUAUCUUAGAUAAAUGGUAAAACUUUUUUCUGUUUUGCUGCUGGUGGUAUUGGAAUUUCAAGGCUAAAUUUUUUUCCCUUCCUUCUCCAUCUUUACAGAAUGAUUCAAAAAGUUUAUAUAAAGUUUGGAAUAACUUCCCAGGAACCAGUGUCUUCAGAAUGUAAUAUGUUGAUGUCACCAAAUAAGUUAUUUUAUUAAAAAUCUUUAAUCAACAUAGUAUAAAACACUGCUCAGCAAACAGUUCAUAAAUUGGUGGGUUUUUUUUUAAAGUUUUGUAAUAAAAAUGUUAUUUCUGUUUUAUAUUCCAGAGAAUGAAUGGUUCUGAGCAAUCAGUUACUUUAGUAUUUCUUCAAAGUGCUUAUAAAGUUGCAGACCAAUGGUAUUUCUGGUUUUAUUUUCAGAUCUCAAACUUGUUAAUAUCACUGACAAGUAUUUUAUGUACUUGAAGUGAGGUGGCUUUGGCUGUGUCAAAGUUUUAAGUAAUGUAAAUCAACUAAAUUAAAUACAGGCUCUUUCUACAUUUAUAUCAGAUGCUGAAUAUAUUUCUUGACACUUUCAUUAAAUAUAAAAGAAAAAUGUGUUUUAACAUUGUGUUAACACAAUCUUAUUAAAUUGAUGCUAAUAUAUAAAAUCAUGAAGAUUAAGAUAUUGCUUUAAAAACAACUCAGCUGAAUGUGGAAUUGGAAAGAAUCAGUCUAAAUUAUCUACUUAUGACAAGGACAUGCCUAGAAUCAAUUAUAUUCAAUAAGUUAUAGAUCAUUUUUUUUAUACAUGUUGUUUGCAGGGCAAACCUCUGGGCCAACGUCAGCAGCUGCAUCCAUAAGCAGCUGUCUGAACAUUUCACACUAUUCCACUGACCAGAACCAGUUGGUUAAAUUUAGGCACUGGUAGCCUCUAUUAUACAGCAUUUUAGAGGCUAGCGCACAGUGGAAAAACAUAGUGGAUAUCUAGCAUAUUGGGAAACUGUUAGAUAAGACGAUCAAGGACCAUGUGGGGGGAAAAGCAAAAAAAAGGCACUUUGCAUAGGCAGUUUUUAAACCUGCAGUUGACCAUGACUAACAGGAUAAUGUUGGCCAUUGCAGUUCCCGUAAUGAUUAUACAAUUGAAAACUGGAUAAAUACAUCAUCAUGCUGUCUAUUAAACAGUAUAAAAUUUUUGUGUCCAGUUUAGUUUAUACACAUACAUUCCAUUUUGCAGUAAUUUUUCUGAAGGUUAACUGAAAUACAAAAAUAUAACAUAGGUUUUACAGUUGUAUUUAAAACUUUUAAGAUUACCGUAUUUCUAAUGGUUUCAUUAACUUUGAAUCACAACAAUUUCUACAUGAACCUUGUUUCAGAAUGACAUUUUUGACAGAGAAUUAAAAGCAAUGUUCUGUUAUGUGUUAAGAUAUGUGUUAAGAUAUUAUUUCUUUUUAUGCAGCAUUUUUAAACCUAUUUUGCAACGAAAAUAUUUAUCAGGUUUUUAAAAUGAUAGCCAAAUUUGUCCAUGGGCUUCUUGAUGGUUUGUGAUGUAUUCUCACAAACAUCCAAAGUCAUUGUAAUGGGUUUUUGAUAAAAGAAGCUGAGAUUAGAAGUUGAUUUAGUUUUGCUUCUCAUUGGAAGAUGUUGCCAAGGAGGAUGCUAUUCGGCUGGUAUCAGAGAUGGAGUCUUAGAAAACAGCAAAAAGAAUUGAGAUGAGAGUUUUAAUGGAGAUACAACGUCUGAUACAACCUAUGAUCUAGACCCAUGAUGGCAAAUCGAUGGCACGCGUGCCAGAAAUGGCAUACAGAGCCAUCUCUCCGGGCAUGCAGUCUGUCACCCGUUGCUCUUCGGGGUUUCGGCGCACUGGCCAGCUGGUCUUCACAUGUGCGGGUGCACCAGAAACUGAAAGAGCAGCUGCUGGGUACGCAUGCACAUGCCGGCCACCUGAUCUUCCAGUUUCUGGCAUGCAUGCACGCAUGAAGACCAGCUGCCCAGUGCGCAUGUGCACAUCAGAAACGGGAAGAUCAUCUUCCAUGUGCGCACAUGCUCUUUCGGUUUCUGGCAUUCCCGCGUGCGUGAAGACCAGGUGGCUGGCGCGUGAAGAGCAAGGGGACUAGAGCUGCCAGCCAGGACGGGCAGGCCAGGCUUCUUGCCUGAGUGGGCUUCUUGCGCAGCUCCACCAUCUGCGGUCCAGAGCGCCUGGCCAGCCCGGGGGCAGCAGGGCAGCAUUUGAUGGCUGGGCAGCCCUGCCUGCUGUUCCUGCCACUGCAAGGGGGCGGCAGCAGUUCUCACGCUGCUGCUUCCAGCCAGGAUGCUGGAGCAGCCAAGAGGAAAAGGAGGAGCUGCCAUCAGGGAUGCAAGCUGCCCCAGGAGGGCCAGAGGAGGUGCCACCAAGAGUUAAGAGGCACGCCGGGCUAGCCGGAAAGCAGGAAGGCACCACCGAGGGAUAAGGAGGGGCUGCACUGGCUCUCCUGCCUGCUGGCCCCCCAAGCUGAGCUCCAGGAACGCCGACAGUCCUUACCUCCAAGGCCAGGAAGGAAACAAACCAGAAGACCAAGUGGCCGGCACUCAUGCGCGCACUGGAAACUGGAAGAUCAUCUGCUUUUUUGGUUUCCAGCGCAUGCACAUUCCCAUUUCAGAAUUCGGUGCCAAAAAUGUUUGCCAAUACUGAUCUAACAGAAGCGAUUGUUAAAGAUGUAUUAUUUUAGUGAAGAACAAUAGCACUUAGACUUAUAUACCACUUCUAAGUGCUUUACAGCCCCCCUCUCUAAGUGGUUUACAGAGUCAGCAUAUUGCCCCCAACAAUCUGGAUCCUCAUUUUACCGAUCUCUGAAGGAUGGAAGGCUGAGUCAACCUUGAGCCUGUCGGAAUCAAAAUCCUGACAGUUGGCAGAAUUAGCCUGAAAUACUGUCUGGUAAUAUUGUCUGGCAAACUUAAAUUGAACUGUGUAAUGUUAGUUCUUGUUAAUUCAAGGACAAAUAUAGAAAUUGCUUAACAGUAAUUCAGAGGAAGACUCACUGAUGACCCAAAGAGGAAGAUGCACCAUGGAGCUUUUUCUUCUCAAUACGAAUGAUUCCACAUAGAUUUAUGAUCUAUGAUGACCAAAAACUAUCUACUAUUGACCUCACCCCAUUCCUAAGAGGUCUGUAAGGGGCGUGCAUAAGAGCACAAACGUGCCUACCGUUCCUGUCCUAUUGUUUUCCUUUGUUAUAUCCAAUUAAAAUAGUUAUUACAUACUCAUACUCAUAUAUAUGCUUAUGUGUUGUAUAGUUGUUUCACGCUUAUGCUUAUAUACACUGUGCGACAAAAAGAAAGAAAGAAAGAUAGAAAGAUAGAAAGAUAUGGAAGAUGAAGUAUUCUUCCAGCCCAAGGGAGGAAGGCCAGUUUGAGGGGAUGCUUCCCAUUUUUUAUGCCCUUAUUUCUUAAAUGGACAUAAACAGGUUAGAAACAGUUGUGUAAAUAAAUACCUCUUCGAGCAAAAUGGUAACUUGCAAGCAUACACAGUUAGAAAACUUUUAAAACAUUCUGCAGUAGAGGAAAAAUGUUCUCUGCAAGGCAAUUUAAAAAGUCAAGUGGCACUAUUACUAAGUGAGCACUGGAAGUAAUUAGCUAAUUCUAACCUCUGUUGCAGGACUAGAUUAAAGAAAACAAAACUAGCAUGCCAUUAACUGUGAUGCAUUUUCUUAAUAAAUGGAAAACUAAGAGGAGUUGUUUCACUGGCUCAAGUUUUAUAAUCCCAUAGGAAGCCCCUGUGACAGGAAGGUUGGCAUGUAUCUGCAAGCUUUUUUCAUGGUUGUGUUAUUGUUUGACCAACUGGAUCAGAAAAACUUACCAUGUGGCAAGUUGGUCAUCAAUUCAUGAAAAUUGACCACAAAAUUUGAGAAUCCUGACAUACUUUCAUAUAUUUUUAAGAAUGAUUAGGACUUACACAUUUUGUGCUCGUUUUAUAGAAAAUGAGGACUGCAUAUUUGACAAAACCCCACUAACAGGACUAAAUGCUAUUUAAAUUUUGGAGUAAGCUUGCCAAUGUCUAGGCCUGUGAUGGCGAACCUAUGGCAUGCGUGCCACAGGUGGCACACGUAGCCAUAUCAGUGGGCAUGCGAGCUCAGGUCCCACCAGUUGGCAAAUGGGCUGUUUCUGGCAUCCGGAGAUCUCCAGGGAGUGGGGAAGGCUGUUUUUGCCCUUCCCAGACUCCUAGAGAGGCCCUGGAGGCUGGGGACAGCAAAAAAUGGGCCUUCCGGUCCCACCAGAAGUUGACAAACAUUUUCACCCUCCGGAGGACCUCCGCGGGGGUGGGGAAGGCCGUUUUUGCUCUCCCCAGACUCCUAGAAAGGCUCUGGGGCCAGGUGAGAGAGAAAAAUGGGCCUAGUGGGCCAUCGUGUGCCAGGAGCAGGGGGGGUCAUGCAGAGGUGGGGCGCAUAGAAUUAUGGGUGUCGGCACGCGCAUGCGCGACCCCCCUCCCCCCUCCUAGCACACAAUGGCAAAAAGGUUAACCAUCACUAGGCUGUGCACAUGCGAGGGUUAUCUCACUUGCUGUCUAGGCAAUCUGUUUAAUAUAGACUUCUGAAAGGAACCCUGUUAAGCUGGCAGAAACAUAUUAGCAUUAGCAAACUGCUGUUUUGUUUCUAAUUUUUAAAAUGUAUUUGAAAAAUAGUCUGAUUUAGAAGAUCUCAAAUAUGGGUUUUUCCAAAUAAAACUACCUAGAAAAUUUAAACAAUUUUCCCCACUUGAAAAAGGAAAAGACCUAUUCAAUUCAAAUAAGCUUUGAAUAAACCUGUAUAGGAUUAUGCUGUUGUUUCCUUAAGGUAUUUAUUAAUUCAAAACCAGGCACUUAAAAUGAUUUUAAAAUAGUUAAAGUUCCAUUUUUGUUUUUAGAAGAAAAGUAGCUGUCUUAAAUAUUAUGUUUAAAAGUUAAAUUUGAAAAUGAUGAAAUAUAACUAUCAGAAUCAGUAAAAAGUGUAAAAAAUCAAUUUAAAUAUAAUUAAAAUCCUAUUUAUUUGAAAUGUG
Ahaetulla prasina is the source of this 8412-nucleotide messenger RNA. It is a transcript of the gene RRP1B, whose product is annotated as ribosomal RNA processing 1B. Gene Ontology annotation, cellular component: preribosome, large subunit precursor; nucleus; preribosome, small subunit precursor. The coding region runs from base 85 to 2319 and encodes 744 amino acids. NCBI's taxonomy places the organism in Eukaryota, Metazoa, Chordata, Lepidosauria, Squamata, Colubridae. The record is from RefSeq and is a predicted model, not a curated record. Gene Ontology annotation, biological process: rRNA processing. The transcript is spliced from 16 exons.